CCGCAGAGCAGCGGCGCCCAGCAUGGCACCGAAGAAGGGCAGCAAGCGCGCCGCCGCGGCUGCCGGCGCGGCGGGCCGCCCGGGCAAGGUGGCGAAGCUUUCUCCUUGGGAGGAUCCGACGGCAGCUGCAGGCCGUCGCGCGGGGCCUGGCGGCCGCCGCGCUGCCCGAGGGCUGCCGCGCCAUGCUGCUGGCGGUGCUGCCCGCGAGCCUGGGCGCGCCGGCGGACGCACGGCACGCCGUGCAGGCCCGCGUCGUCGACAUGGUGGGGGAGGCCCUGGCGGCGGCGCUCGCGGGCAAGGACGCGGCCGCGUCGAAGGCCGCCGAGGACGCGGCAGCGGCGGGCCGCCGCCGGGCCGAGCUGCAGGCGGCGCAGGCGGCGUGCGAGGGCGCCCGCGAGGACAGGGCCAAGGCCGCGCAGGACAAGAGGGCCGCCCUCAGCUCCGCCGACGCCACCCUGACCGAGGCGAAGGUCACUCUCGUCGGCAGGCAGCAGGCCGAGCAGGCCGCGAAGGAACGGGCCGAGGCGGCCAAGAGGACCGAGUGCGAGGCCUUCGACCUCGUGGUUGCGGAGCACCUGGGGCCCCUCCGGGAGGGCGCGUGGGGCGGGAGCGCGCUGAGUGGGCAGCGGCACGUCGAGCAGCUGCGGCCCGCGCUGCAGGCCGCGGGCAUCGACGCCUCGGUCCUGGCCUCGCUCGGCAUCUCGGGCGCCAAGGGGGCCUCCGAGCGCAGCGCCUUCGACAGCUUGGUCCUUGAGCAGGUGGCCGCCAGCCUGGCCGAGAGGGCCGCCGCGCUCCGCAGGGAGCUCGCGGAGAGGGCGCCUGGCCUCGCCGAGGCGGGCGCGUGCGUGGCGGCGCAGGCCUCAGAGGUGGACACGGCGGAGAGGGCGGUGCAGGAGUGCAAGGCCGCCUUCGAGCAGGCCUUGGCCCAGCUGCACGAGAGCGAGGCCCAGGCCAAGUCCGCCGCGCAGGAGUUGCGAGCGUGCGCCGCGGAGGUCCAGAGGCCGGGGGGGGGGGGGGGGCGGCCCGCUGCGACCUCGAGCUCUUCCGGGCGGGCCCCCUGGCGGCCUACGAGGCGCUCCGGGACGCCGGCUCCAAGUGCGCCGGGGCGGCGGGCGCGGCCGCGGCGGCGGCGGAGGAGGCCGUCGCGUCCUGCAGCGCGGGCGGCGCCUGAGGUGGAGCGCGCCGAUGCGCCAUGCGAGCCGAUGUCUCUCCUCCAGCCGUUCCCCUCUGCUGGCGUCCCCGUCGCCCUGCACGGGCCUCCGUUGCCAGGGCGCGGCAGGUUGUAA
Molecule: messenger RNA, 1286 nt
Organism: Prorocentrum cordatum
Lineage: Eukaryota; Dinophyceae; Prorocentrales; Prorocentraceae
Source: the annotation of a GenBank genome assembly